Messenger RNA from Patella vulgata (common limpet), 1725 nucleotides. RefSeq names its product papilin. The record is from RefSeq and is a predicted model, not a curated record. Gene Ontology annotation, molecular function: serine-type endopeptidase inhibitor activity. The transcript is spliced from 9 exons. NCBI's taxonomy places the organism in Eukaryota, Metazoa, Mollusca, Gastropoda, Patellidae. Bases 46 to 1725 code for a protein of 559 amino acids.
CAGUGUCUUGGUGUUGAAGUAUGUCGUUUAGUUAGGGAGAGAGGUAUGGUAGAAGCUUUGUGUUUACCUGUUGAUGCAGUUACUGGUCAAGCUGCUGGUCAAAGUCAUGGAAUCCAUCACACGACAGGUUGUGGAUUAACAAUGGAUGUAGGUAUACCAUGUGGAGGACCUUCGACUACUGCGUACUAUUUUGAUGUAAUGACCCAAAUGUGUGAUAGUUUUGUUUAUAAUGGUUGUGGUGGAAAUAGUAAUAAAUUUAAAACACUACACGAAUGUGAAGAAACAUGUUCACAGCAGCAUAUAACACCUGGUAUUAUAGAUCAUCAUAAUGCUCCUACAAUUUCUCAUGGUACUGGUGUAGUUGAUCAUAUAGAACCAAUAGGAACAACAAAUACAGGUCCAUUACCACAACCUGAACCACCUGCUAUAAUCACCGGCGGUCCCUCUCCAGGAGUACCAGCAGAAAGUGAUCCACAAUGUAUAGAAAUGUGUCAGACCAACAUAGCACCUGAAAAAUGUCACUGUGCUGAACAUUUAUGUGAUAUCCAACAGUGUCAUGGUGUUGAAGUAUGUCGUUUAGUUAGGGAGAGAGGUAUGGUGGAAGCUUUAUGUUUACCUGUUGAUGCAGUUACUGGUCAAGCUGCUGGUCAAAGUCAUGGAAUCCAUCACACGACAGGAUGUGGAUUAGCAAUGGAUGAAGGUAUACCAUGUGGAGGACCUUCGACUACUGCGUACUAUUUUGAUGUUAUGACACAUAUGUGUGAUAGCUUUGUUUAUAAUGGUUGUGGUGGAAAUAGUAAUAAUUUUAAAACACUACACGAAUGUGAAGAAACUUGUUCACAGCAGCAUAUAACACCUGGUAUUAUAGAUCAUCAUAAUGCUCCUACAGUAUCUCAUGGUACUGGUGUAGUUGAUCAUAUAGAACCAAUCUCGGUUGGUGUUGUAAUGUCGCCCCCACCACUACCAGUGACCAACAAUGAUCCAUCAGAUUGUACUUUAUUGUGCACGAAAUCUCUCGUCCCAGAAAGAUGCCAAUGUAGUGAUUACUUAUGUGAACAUAAGACAUGUGAAGGUAAUACUGUUUGUAAGUUGAUGAGAUCAGGAGGGUUCGCUGAAGCUAUGUGUGUCCCUCCUACCACAGUUUCCGGCCCAAAUAGCGGUCGUCCAAGCAAUGGUCGACAACGACAACGACGUCGAGAGGGCCCCAGGUACUAUUUUGAUGCUGAAACUCAGAGCUGUACAUCAUUUAGUUUCAGUGGUUGUGGUGGGAAUGCUAACCGUUUUAUGACCCGAAGAAGAUGCGAGACAUUUUGUUUAGAAACAAGGAUAACUGAUGGUGCAGUUCUACGCCAUAACGCUCCCCGGUCUGGACUCGCUGAAACAUCAGGAACAUAUGCCAUUAAUAAAGGAUACAGACGUGGUCCUAGACGAACGAAGAUUUUUGGUUCUGAUGGCCACGGUCACACGACAUCUAUUACCCCAGGGCCCAGCAUAUUUCAGUUACCGGUAGCUCGCACAGGCCAAGGUAGUACCAGUUUACAGGGUUUGUUCCAGCCCUUGAUCCGUAACUUGUUUGGUAGGCAAAGGUAUCGACGCAGAAGGCGACCAAGUUAUAGGCGCACCACUAACACUGGUACAAACGAGAAAAACCUUUCAAUAAUUUUGUUUCCCUUGACGAUUUUAAUAUAUCUGGUCCGUUUGGUUUUCAGGAAUGAGUGUAUCUAG